AUGGAUAAGACUAAUUACACAAGCGAUGAUAUCGAAUCGCGAUAUACUCCCGGUGCAGGCAUCGGCGUUUUUGCGAAGCGACAGUUACAGCCCAAGCAGACGCUCUAUGAAACGAGCGACGAGUAUUUUAGCAUCAUAUACAGGAGAUACUGGAAAGAAGUUUGUGGUUUCUGCUACAACUACGAUAGUGGCCUCGAUUGGAAGCUCAAGGAGAAUCACAUCGGCGUCGUUUUCUGCUCCGAGGAAUGCCGGAGUAAGUUUAUGAAGAGAAUUGCAAUCGCGCCAGAUCUCCACGCUUUCCUCAUAAGCGUUGAAGAAUUCUCUCGAAAACGCAAGCAAUUGAAGACAGCGCCCGAUCCGGAAGACGACGAUAUCAUACCGGAUAGGAGAAUAAUUGAGGAGUCGUGGACUGAUUCACAGAACACGCUACUCGAUAUAGUCAACACUCUCGCCUCUGAUAAGCCCAACAAAGCACAGCGGAAGCUGCUCAGCGAGGUACAAGCAGCAGGAUUGCGAGCUUACGAUGAAGACAGUGACACGGAUAUAGACAGCAUAAAAAAUCUCGCCAGCUAUAUUGCUACCAACGUACUCUCGCCAUCGACUGUCGCACAUACACUCACCUUGAGCACUACCAUUGAGCCAUGCACAUUGAGCCGGCUACUUGAUCAACAGAUCAAUCACUACUUGGCCCUAGUCAGUCUGUUGCCUCCAUCGCUAUCUCAGUAUGCACUAUCUGCACCGUCAAUUGCCAAGAUAUUGGCCGUAGACAGAUCAAAUAGCUUCGGAAUUUGGAGUGGGAGCUCGGACUUGAAAUGCACACAUACAGAAGAACGCAGCGAGUUGCUUGGGUCAAUGCUCGUACCUUCUCUCUCGCGCUUCAAUCACUCGUGCUCACCAACAGUCUCAAAACAGCGAUCUAGACACACUUGGACAUUCUCAACAACGGAUGUUGUGAAUGCGGAUCAAGAGAUAUUCAUCACUUAUCUUGGCGGCGAUGAGAAGACAUUGAAUGUCGAUGAUCGUCGUCAGCGAUUAGUCAAUGGAUGGGGAUUCAUUUGCGGGUGCGUCAAGUGUACAAACGAAUCCACACAAUCGGAUAUAGAUUAA
This is a messenger RNA of Wallemia ichthyophaga EXF-994, 1107 nucleotides long. RefSeq names its product putative protein lysine methyltransferase SET6. The transcript is spliced from 2 exons. The coding region runs from base 1 to 1107 and encodes 368 amino acids. Lineage: Eukaryota; Fungi; Basidiomycota; Wallemiomycetes; Wallemiales; Wallemiaceae. Gene Ontology annotation, molecular function: protein binding. The record is from RefSeq and is a predicted model, not a curated record. Gene Ontology annotation, cellular component: nucleus.